AUGCAUAUCGAACGAUUUAAAAUUAGAGAGGUAGCUUCGCUAGUGGAUGGCAUCGAUGAAGGCUCGCUAGAAUUUCUAGUCAAUGCUCUCACCGAGUUGAUUUUGAAUGAGGACAUGGCGAAGAAGUUAAAGGGAGGUAAGCAGUGUUGA
Molecule: messenger RNA, 150 nt
Organism: Cylicostephanus goldi
Lineage: Eukaryota; Metazoa; Nematoda; Chromadorea; Rhabditida; Strongylidae
Source: the annotation of a GenBank genome assembly